CAAACAUGUUCCUCUCAUCAUAGUGGACAGAGUAAUUGUAGAAUUAGACUGAGCAAAACAGGAAAUAGAUAAUGCAGGAGAUGGAAAUUGUAUUGGCAUCUACUGUACCUGAAACUAAUUCAAAGCUUUUUCUUGUAAUAACCAGGCCAGAAUCACUUGGGUGUCACCAAUGAGGGGAAGACUUUGCUUAUCAGUGAAGACCAGCCUAUGGAGGGAGUGGCAGAAGUUCAGCUCAAUGUCACCCAUUCCAACCAGUUGGUAAGGGAAGAAGCACAAGGUAAAAUAAAAGCUCUCCUAGAUGCCAGUUCCUCAGAGGUCAGUCUAGUCCCAUCCACAGGAGUAGCAGCAGAUUUUCUAGAGGGGCUGAAGACAUUCAGCAACUUGUGCAAGCGUCACACAGACUUGGUGAAGUGCUUGGAGAGGAGCAUAGGGAGGGAUGGAUUCUACAAGCUCAUUGGAUUGACUCAUGAUUCCAUUCAUUUCCAUGUGAAGGUGUACACCAUUGAAGGGCUACGUUGGCUUCAAAGUGAUGUCCAAAGCGGCCGCAUCGGACAUCAGCUUGGAAAGGUGCUCGUCUCUGAAAAAAACAAGCAGCUAGUUCUAGAGGACAUCGUUCUAGAUGUUGCGCCUGAAGGAAGUGGUGCUUGGGAUCUACUUUCACAUGCAGUCAUUGACCCAAUCCUUCCAAGCACUAGUCUGUCAAUAGAUUUUGAGAAUAGGGAAGCGUUGAAUGAAGACAGAACAUCAUCGUCAGAUCUCAUGGCCCACCAAGGACACCCAGUUGUCCCGGAAUCCACAGUCAGACAGCAGAUAGUCACUCAUGAGGAAGAAAAUUCUGGUCACCUAGCUGGUAGUUCUUCUCUGGCAACACCUGGAGAAGUUGCUUCAUUGGCAUCACAUGUAUCAAUGAGCCAGGAGAAAUGUAGGCCAGACGAUGCUGUGGACAAAGAAAAAGAUUCUGCAACAAGCACAGAGAAAGCACAUCCAGGUGAAGCAUCAAAAAAGAUGAUGGACUGGACAGAAGAAGAGGUGGCCAUCUGGCUGAAAAGUAACGUACAUCUCUCUGAUGAACUUGUCAGUAAGUUGAAAGGGGUGGAUGGUUUCAUGUUGGUAAGGUAUACAAAAGCUGAACUGAUAGAAGAUUUCGAACUCUCUGCAACAUAUUGCAGAAGGUUGAUGUUAAGGAGGGAGCAUUACCUUGAAAAAGAACGAAUGGGCAUGGUGGCAACUCAAGAAUCUGAAUCAUCUGACAGAAGGGAUGGAAAUUCCAAGGUAAGUGCAAUGGAGAGUGUGAAUACACCCAGUCAAGAGCCUACCCCACCACCAGCAACAUCAGCAGAUGCAGAUGAACCUGUAACACAGGUAGAAAGUAUGCAAAAUACCUCAUCUUCUUCACCUAUGGGUAACAUCCAAUUAGACUCUAGAGGUGUAGAGGCUUCAGGUAAAAAACAAACUACAAGAGCUCCUUCUCUAAGCGAAGUUCCUGUUACAUCGCUGGAGAUGGAAAAGGACACUGUUGAAUCUACUAUAGACAGGGAGACAGGAUACGGGUCAUCCUAUACUUCUGCCACACCAAAUCCCUCUGAAGUGGAUUUAAUAUUGCCUCCGUUUGAUCAUCCAGAAAGGCAAAAAUCACUGUAUCAGGGAUCUGGGAUUGGAGGUAUGGACAGUGACUCACAUACAGAAAGGAAGCUUACUAAUCUUCUUCUUGGGUCUGACAAAGGUGAGCUUGAUUCAUCAUAUUACCCAGUUCUGGUUGUCAACACACCCGCUCAACAGUUGAGUUCUGCAGAGUUGGAGGAACGGUUUGGUUUCAUGUCUUCUGUCAGUUGGAAUGUUGUCUUUGACUGCAAUGCAGAUUCCAACAAGACAGGGCUCUGUCAGUAUGUGAAUCAGAGGAAAUCAAUCAAGAUCUUGAGUGCAGAUACAUUCACAGUCGAGACUGAGGAUGUAAAUGCCCUUAGAGAAGGAAUUUACUUUCCAGAGAUUCCUGUUUGGGUGUUCCCUAAUGGUCGGAAUGAUGUGAAUCUGAAAGGAAAGGACAAGAUGUCAGAUAUGGACUGGAUGAGAGAGCGCUCACAUGCAGUCUUGAACACUGUCCGGUUCUUCUCUCACCCUGGUGUCAUUCCGCCAGGCAGAGCAGUCGUUGUGUUGUUCCUGCUUUCAUAUUCAGAUAUCAUGGUCAUGACUCAGUUGUUCAGGGAGUUCUACACUUCCAAAUCGUUUCAGGAUCUGAAACGUUUCACUGUCAUCGCAGAGAAUCAAGGUAUACUGCACAAAUGGAUACAGCAUCUUGAAAGUCAAAGCAUCGUUUCAAGCAAGGAUAUGAAAGAUAGAUGUCUUGGAGGAGUGCCAUGGCAGGAUAUCAACACAUACAUGUUGAGACUUCUAGGGUCCUGUGAGACACGUUUGCCAGUACUUCCUGUGGCUCCUAAAGGACAGUGUGACCUAAUGAAGAAACACCAGAGUCAGUGGACAGACAUAUCCAUCCUAGCAAAGAAUGAGUGUGAAAACACUUCUAUGGAUGAGAGUAACCCCAAAUUCUUGGACUUUGUUCAAGAGAACGAGCUACGAUACUAUCAAGGUCAUGGAGUUGACUGGUGGAAUUUCUAUCUGUCAGAAGAGAGGUUGAAUGGAGGCAAGGGCUACAAUCAUGUUCUGAAGCGUCAGAACUACAAAAGGCUCUAUUCUGAUGUUCAUAAAGUACUCACCUCUCAAGGCAAGAAGGUCCGCCACAUUUCCAUGGCAACUGUCUUUCAUGUAGCAGGUUCAGGAGGCACAACGGUAGCAAAGAACCUGUUGUGGGACUUGCACCGCCAAUACAGAUGUGCAGUUGUCAAUAGGGUUACUAAUGACACUGUGAGUCAGCUUGUUGCCUUGCACAAGUAUGGCUAUGAGGAAGGACAAAAGCCAGGGCCAGUUGUCCUCCUCUUGGAAAACCUGGAUUCUGAGACCAUGCGAUCAUUUCUAAUAAGCCUUGAAAGAGAAACCAGGUACUUAGAAAACAAUGGAUUGGCUUUUGUUCUUAUCCAUUGCAAAAGAACCUCAGAGCCGGAACGUCAUCAGCAGAAGGAAGAAUCAAAGCCAAGCAUUUGUGUUGAACAUACACUAACAGAAGAAGAGAAUCAGUGGUUCACAAAGAAGACCAAAGAUCUUGAGCAGAGAAAUGUGUUCAAUGAAAAGGAGUCUCCCGAGCUCCUUCUUGCUUUCAUGGUAAUGAAAAAAGAGUGUAAUCCUGAAUACCUGAAAAAUGUUGUGAAAGGCAUUCUUCCACCAGUUGACAAAGAACCCAAGAAGGCACUCCUGAAUGCAGUCAAUCUAUUGAAGUAUAUCGCUGUAGUGCAGAUGUACAAUCCUGGAUUUGCAAUGCCUGUUUCUGCCUGUGAUGGUUUUAUGCAAAAACAACAUAGAGUGAUGUUGAGUGGUCGCCAACAGACAUUUGGACCCUGGGAGAAAGAUAGGCAGCCAUUUCUAAACCUACUUCUCCUUGAAGAAUUCAUUCAAGAUAUUGAUGGCUGUGUGAAAGGCCUUGCAAUCGUCCAUCCUGUUAUUGCAACAGAGAUUGUAGAUCAGCUUGGUGAAGUCUUUCAACAAAAACCUGCUGAUAUGAUCCUUGAACUUCUUGAGAAGUCAACAAUUCUGGACACCUUGUCUUACAGCAAAGGCUACAUUCAGAAGGUUUGCAGAGAUUUGAUGGUAAGGAGACUGAAGAAAGAGUACGGAGAUGAUAGAGAAACUGACUUUGCCCCUUUCAUUGAAGAUGUAUAUGCAGAGGAUAGGGCAAAGGCAUACAAGAUCAUGGAAGUUGGCAUCAAGAAAUUUCAAGAUCCAUACAUAGCACAACAGAAGGCUCGACUUCACAGCAAGGGAGAAGAUGAUUUUAAUAAUGCAGAACAAGCUAUCAAUAUAGCACUUGGCAUUGUUAACAACAACUCAUACUUGUGGGACACAAGAGGAAUCAUCCUUCGACAGAAGAUGAUGACACUGUAUGGGGGCAGGGUAGACCAAGAAGUUACCAGUGACAGUGAAAUGAAGGAGUUGUUGGACACCUUCCGUGAAUCUUGCGCAGCAUUUCAAAAUGCUCAGAAGGCUAUGGUAGAAGAAACAAGAAAAAGGAAUUAUGCUGGCUUUGUGGGUGAAAUCAUCACAAUUGGUAAAUUCCUGGAAAUUGUACAGAAGAGAGUGAGACCUUUCCGUUACAGGAAUGAAGGAUUGGAGACUUUGAGGAAGUAUCUAAUGACAGAUUAUAUUCCUCCUGAAAUCACCCUACCUUCACUCCUUGAAUUCAGUGAUACCAUGAAAUCAUUGUCAGAGAGGGUUGAUGAAGUACUUGGGCGUUUCACUGACUAUCUUGUUCACUGUGCACAGCAACGAUUUGGUGGAGCCUCGUACAGAAUCUAUGAUGACAAAUUGGAGAAGAUCUACACUGCCAGACAACGCUUCUUCGCCUUGUCAUCUCCACCGCUUGGAAAGUACCCAGUGGAAACUGCUUAUGCAAUGAGACGAUCUGAAGUGAAAAUGCUGAAUGCGGAUGGAUACCAACAGAUCUUUGACAUGGUUUCAAAGACAAAAGUGGCUGAUCUCAAACACGUUCAAUCUUUGCUCAGGCAAAACCUUGGUAGUCCAAGUCUUUUUGACAUCAGGAACUUUGUGUUUACCCUCUUUGCCUUGUCAGUCUGUUCCGAUGAAGGAUUAGAUGAGGAAAAGGCCAGAAAGUCAGUGAACACCUUGAAGAUGAUGGAGGAAAAAGACAAUGGGUUCUAUGGCUUGUUCUUUGAGAUGCUGUUGAAUUGGCCCGAUGGCACACCCAAAGAAGGAAGCACACCAAUCGGAGAGACAAUUAGGCAACUGAAGGCUAAGUGGGAUAGUAAAUACCGCAAUAAGGUGUAUGCAGAGUCUCGACACGACCUGACCAAACGAUCCAAAAUUCGUCAACAUUUCAGCCCCAUGAAGCCUUCCACAGAGUUCUAUCUUGGAUUUCAGAGUAAGAAAUCUCCAUUUGUCCAUCGGAAGUCCAUUGGACGAGUCACGUAUGACAUAUGGAAAGAAGACUCCAUCAAGAAGAGACUCAGGCGGUUGAAUGGUGUCCUAGACAGCAAGCACUUUGUCUCGUAUAACCCUGAUGGAGAAGAACCAGUUAAGAUCACUCUGUCUCUUCCCAUCAAGGGUCUACCUAGCCAGGAACCUGUUCAGUUCUACCUAGGGUUCUCAUUUGCUGGCCCUCUUGCAUAUGAUGUAGUCUACAAGGACAACAGAGGAGAGACCCCCUUCAUUGCAAAAGAAAGUUCUACAAACUACCCUUCCUAUGUCAAUGAAAUUGAUGAUAUUGAUGAGCUAUUGAUGUAAGCUAUGACUUCUAAAAUGCUAUGGAACAUCACGAAGCUAGUUUCUACAGAUUACGGUGCUUAGCAAAUACAUACAUGCAGGUGUCCUUAGUUAUAUGGAUAAAGUUUGUUCAGAGUGCUCCAUUUCGAUCCCAUUAAUCAUCAGACUAGCAAGUUUGUUUCUUGAGAAUAGUGAAUAUUCUUGGAAUUCCAACGGGAAUAAUUGUAUUGUUUUCUGAUGAAUUCCUGAAUGCUUGCCAAGUACAAUAGAAGGAAGUCUAAACACUUACACUUGAAAUUAUUUCUCUUAAAUAUUUGUAGCUGUCAGACAUAAAUUCAAGAGAUCUUUAUUUCAAAGUAUGCUUGUCAUCAUAAAGCGGGACUGCACUACUUGUAGCUACUCCCUCUAUAUACAUGUAGCAAACAAUGCCUUAGCGGUACACAUUGGUCCCCC
Strongylocentrotus purpuratus (purple sea urchin) is the source of this 5778-nucleotide messenger RNA. Its product is annotated as sterile alpha motif domain-containing protein 9-like. Bases 208 to 5346 code for a protein of 1712 amino acids. Gene Ontology annotation, cellular component: cytoplasm. NCBI's taxonomy places the organism in Eukaryota, Metazoa, Echinodermata, Echinoidea, Camarodonta, Strongylocentrotidae. The transcript has 3 exons. The record is from RefSeq and is a predicted model, not a curated record.